Molecule: messenger RNA, 4491 nt
Organism: Nerophis lumbriciformis (worm pipefish)
Lineage: Eukaryota; Metazoa; Chordata; Actinopteri; Syngnathiformes; Syngnathidae
Gene: slc25a42
Product: solute carrier family 25 member 42
Biological process (GO): transmembrane transport
Source: RefSeq, a predicted model, not a curated record
AAGAGCAGCAACAGCAUGGGCGACAUGUCAGCCAGUCAAAGUCACCACUGUGCGAGUGAAUGACAAAAUGACUUGAAAGUUAGUGUCUUUAUUGCAUUAGUUAGAUAAAUGCUGCCUCGACGUGUUUUCUCUGUUUCAAAACCCCGAGUUGUCUCGCAGAGAGCCAACAGCUAGCGAGUGUCAUCCAAGCUAAUGUUUGGCUAACUUUGAAGCAAAGGGGCGUCAGAGAAUUCCGUUGGAAAAGUACAAAGCUUUGGAAUUUGUCCUUCUGGUGUCAAAUCAGGGUCAUUGCUGCUUCCCCCUGGUGGUUGGAUUCAUGAGUGCACACCGAGGCAGCAGAGAAUAGUCCUCUGGCAUGGGAAGUGGAGUCCAGGAGCAACGUGCAUCACCCAGUAAAGAGGAUGGGCUGCCGCGGGCCUCCACUCAGGCAGAAGGCACGAAGCAGAAGACCCCCUCCGUCGUCAUCACGCUCUUCUCUGGGGCGGUCGCGGGCGCUGUGGCCAAGACAGCUGUCGCUCCGUUAGACAGGACUAAAAUCAUCUUCCAAGUGUCUUCAGCGAGAUUCUCUGCCAAAGAAGCCUACAGAGUGAUCUACCGCACGUACUUGAAAGAUGGCUUCCUCAGUCUGUGGAGGGGAAACUCUGCCACCAUGGUGCGAGUCAUCCCGUAUGCAGCCAUCCAGUUCUGUGCUCAUGAGCAGUACAAAAGUCUCCUGGGGGAAUAUUACGGCUUUCAGGGAAAGGCCCUACCUCCACUUCCAAGGUUACUGGCUGGAUCCUUGGCAGGCACCACUGCCACCAUGUUGACGUAUCCUCUGGAUAUGGUGCGAGCUCGCAUGGCUGUGACGCCAAAGGAAAUGUACAGCAACAUCCUGCAUGUGUUUGUGAGGAUCUCUCGAGAGGAGGGCCUGAAGACAUUGUACCGGGGUUUUGCCCCCACCAUACUGGGCGUGGUCCCCUAUGCCGGCCUCAGCUUCUUUACCUAUGAGACGCUGAAGAAGCUCCAUGCAGAGGAAAGUGGGCGGCGAGAACCUUACUCCUACGAACGGCUGGCCUUCGGCGCCUGUGCGGGCCUCAUUGGUCAGUCGGCGUCUUACCCUCUGGACGUGGUGCGGCGGCGCAUGCAGACGGCGGGCGUGACGGGUCACACUUACGGCAGCAUCCUGGGCACCAUAAAGGAGAUCAUGUCUGAGGAGGGCGUGGUCAGAGGUCUCUUCAAGGGCCUCAGUAUGAACUGGGUCAAAGGGCCCAUUGCGGUGGGAAUCAGCUUCACAGUCUUUGACCUCACCGGGAUCCUCCUGAGCAAGCUGCGCCAGAUGAACCACACGUCUCGGUAAUGGGGGGAAAACGUGCUGGUCGGACUUUGCGGAGAGAGUGUGUGAGGAGUGUGUGCCAAGCAAACACACACACGUGGGGUGAGUGUGUCCUCUACAUGAUGACCAUGUCCACACUGUUAUGUGCUUCAAAGUGCAAUAUGCUGCGUGUGCUUCUGAUCUGUGCUUCAGUUUGAACUGACACUGUACACACACACACACACACACACACACACACACACACACACACACACACACACACACACACACACACACACACACACACACACUCGUCAAGAACUAACGCCUUCCAAUACAAUGCAAGCUGCCAUUUUUUGAAAAGGUCAAUAUAGAAACUUUCCCCACAAUUAGAACUACUUUGACAAAAUGCAAAUAGUGUUUCUAUGUACACUACAGGCCAAAAGUUUGCACACACCUUCUCAUUCAAUGCGUUUUCUUUAUUUCCAUGACUAUUUACAUUGUAGAUUGUCAAUGAAGGCAUCAAAACUAUGAAUGAACACAUGUGGAGUUAUGUACUUAACAAAAAAAGGUGAAAUAACUGAAAACAUGAAUCAAAAUAGUCACCCUUUGCUCUGAUUACUGCUUUGCACACUCAGAGCACCUGUGAAGUGAAAACCAUUUCUGGUGACUACCUCUAGAAGCUAUCUGCAGCAUUUAUUUAUACGACCCAAUGCAAACAACCCUACCUAGUCAUGGUGCAAAAAAAAAAUCAAAAAUCCAACCAACACAAAAUCUUAACAAACAUGGUCUCACACAACACAACCUGCUCACUGAACUUUGCGGACAUUUAAAAAAAUGUUCAUUCACCAUAAAAAAUUACACUCUUUGCACAUUCUUGGCAUUCUCUCGAUGAGCUUCAAGAGGUAGUCACCUGAAAUGGUUUUCACUUCACAGGUGUGCUUGAAGCUCAUCGAGAGAAUGCCAAGAGUGUGCAAAAAGUAAUCAGAGCAAAGGAUGGCUAUUUUGAAGAAACUAGAAUAUAAAUCAUGUUUUAGUUAUUUCAUCUUUUUUUUUGUUAAGUACAUAUUUCCACAUGUGUUCAUUCAUAGUUUUGAUGCCUUCAGUGACAAUCUACAAUUUAAAUAGUCAUGAAAAUAAAGAAAAUCUGUGACCAAAUUUUUGGCUUGUACUGUAUAUGACGACAACAUUGAAUUAUACUUUACCAACAAAGCAGAUCUCCUAUUGUUUCUUAUAACUCUUCAAUUUUGAAAUUAUGAUGAAAAUCAUCAUUUAUUACAACAGAUGUAAAAAAAGAGGCAUAAUUUCUGCAAUUUUUGGCCCUUUGCUCUCUAAUAUAUAUAUAUAUAUAUAUAUAUAUAUAUAUAUAUAUAUAUAUAUAUAAAGAUUACAACAUAAAUGUGUUGUCUGUGAAAUAUAUAAAUGUGCAUUAAUAAGUUCUUGAAUGGAGAAUAUCACUCCAGUUCAGCCCAAAGUCACCUAAAAAUUGAAUUAUGCUUCCAACAGCAUAUAUUGAUGCUUGCUAGCACAACAGUAGCAAGCAUUUUACUGUUUCGUUUAUUUUUUUUAAAUCCCAGCUGCACAAAUAUUUCUAAAACCUUUGAAAUGUGUUUAGUUGGAUUUUAGUUGAGUUUGUGAGUGUUUUAAGUCUAGAUGAUAUGGUGAAGAACAUAAUAUCCCCAUAUUGACAUCAUAUACAUUAAAAUUCACAUUUCCAUUAUUAAAUCAUGUGACCUUUUUUAAACUACUGAUUAUAUCAUAAGGUCAGUGAAAAGGUAUUGCACAAUAGUUGUCUAUCCACCUUUUACCUCAACACAUCAGCGUCAACUGACUGUUAAGCAGGAUGACCGGCAGAGAGCAGCGGAGUGUCAUAAAGCAGUGGUCCCCAACAACCGGUCCGGGCCGCACAUCAGAAACAUGAAAUAAUUUAAUUUCAAUUAAUUUAAAGGACUGCAUUUUCUCCGACUCAACUUUGGCCUGUCCCACUGGACACAGCAAUAAGCUUGUUUAUAGAUGUACAAUGAAACUCCUCACAGGAAGUUAAAGUUAAAGUACCCAUGAUUGUCACACACACCACUAGGUGUGGCGAAAUUAUUCUCUGCAUUUGACCCAUCACCCUUGAUCACCCCCUGGGAGGUGAGGGGAGCAGUGAGCAGCAGCGGUGGCCGUGCCCGGGAAUCAUUUUGGUGAUUUAACCCCCAAUUCCAACCCUUUAUGCUGAGUGUCAAGCAGGGAGGUAAUGGGUCCCAUUUUUAUAGUCUUUGGUAUGACUCGGCCGGGGUUUGAACUCACGACCUACCGAUCUCAGGGCGGACACUCUAUUAUAUUUGUUAUAACUUUGUGACUUGAUACGAUGCACAUUAAUCAACAUAUAAAUGUGACAGAUUGUAACCGAAGACUGAUUUCCAUCUCGUUGCAAAGAAACAAGUCCAGGGCGUUCUAGUGACUUGUAUUUUUGCUGUAUUUAUCAGGCACAAGUGGAAAGCCGGUCCCUGAAAAUAAUGAAUGCCUACAUUAAAUCAAAAAAGGUUGGGGGCCACUGUCCUAAGCGAUCAGACGACCCCCCUCAGAUAUUUAUUACAUGUAAUAUUUUAUUACCGUAAUCAUGUUUAUUUAAGAUUUGUGUUGAAUGCGCUCACAUACUUGAAAAAUGUCAUAGAAAGUCGCUGCGGAAGAGAAUUGACGGUGCCUUGUGGUGUGCAACUUCAUCUAUUGCAGGAAAAUUCAAUAUAUUUGUUGUCUAGAUGGUUUACGUUUCAAAUAAAAGUGCCUGGCAAGGAACACUAAGUGUUUUACCUUACUAUGAGUCUCACUGAGCUACUAUUUUUGAAAAGGUAUUUUCCAGGUUCUUUGUGAUGAUUCAGCAUGUAGUUUAAGGGUUAUUAGGACUGACUGAAUUAGUCCAGUGUUGUUUUCCCCUCAAUACAGUUUCCUAACCUCAAGAGAGAUGUGAACUACGGCUCACUUCCAUGUGAUUGGUAUUAUUAAAUAAUUUGUAUUUAUGUUGGUUUCAAAAUGAUCCAUGUUUGUGGAGGGACUUGUUGAAGAAAUAAUAACAAAAUGGAAACUUUUUAUUGUUGUUUCAUCACAAUUUGCACACGGCCAAGUAAACAAAUUUGCAUGGUGGUACAACAAAUCACGUGAUGUUGUUGAAAAUUCAGAAUGUAUGUUUUUAAAUGUCAAAUAAAAACUGGAUACUU